Lutra lutra (Eurasian river otter) is the source of this 5267-nucleotide messenger RNA. It is a transcript of the gene PCNX4, whose product is annotated as pecanex 4. The record is from RefSeq and is a predicted model, not a curated record. Gene Ontology annotation, cellular component: membrane. The transcript has 10 exons. Bases 1908 to 4787 code for a protein of 959 amino acids. Lineage: Eukaryota; Metazoa; Chordata; Mammalia; Carnivora; Mustelidae.
CUUUAACCACUGAGCCACCCAGGCGCCCCUUUCUGUGCUUUUUUAUUAAGGACAAGUGUUAAACCCAUAGUUCUUAGUUCAUAGACUCUCAGGAAUUGUUUCAAUGAAUGAUGCAUAUUUAUGUUAUCUUAGCCACUAUAAACAUCUUUUUUCUGGGCAUGUGGAUCUUAGUAUAUAGAAUUUGAAAUAUUUUUAUGGUUGUUAGAUUCAAAGUUUUUUUCUUGAGGGCUUAGAUAUUUUGCUCUAGAAAAUUCAUGUUACAUAUCAGAAAUAUAAUUUAAACAUAUUUUCCAUAUAAAAGACUUAACCACAAUAAUCAUAUUAUUUAGUAGGAGUCAUACAGGAAAGUGAUCAUAAUGUUUGGUUGCUUAAAUUACAUAUGCUUGUAUUUGUGUAUGAUACUCGUAUAUAAAUAGAUUUUCUAUGUCAUUGCUUAAGAACAAAAAGAUUUGGGGAGGUUAAAUCAAAUUUGGGUAAAAUAUUUCCUGAAUAUAUAUUAUUUUUACACAAAACAUACUAUCCUUGAUAUAUUAGGAAGAGAAAUGUUAACAGUCUUUAAGAAGAAAAAUAACUACAGAUCUGCAUGUUUUCCUUGACCUUCCUGCAGUUUAUUGUGUGUGGUUUGAUUUUCCUUUUUGGUACUUGAGUAUUUUCUUCCCAGAAUGAAAUGUAUUUUAAAACUACAUUGCAGAAAGUAUUGUCCUCUAAUUUAGCAUCACAUUGUUAACCUUGUAUUCAUUAAUUCUCUGCUUAUAAAAAUUUGAAGGACAUACAUUAUGAGACAGAGUGCAUUAGCUGACAUAGUCCUGAUAUCUGUGUGAGCAAACACAUUUUGUCAUUAUUAUAGCCAUAGUUGCUAUACAUUUGCUUCUGGGCUAUUAACAUACACUUAAGUGGGUAAUUAUUACAGAAGGUGCCUUCUCCUUGACUUUGAUUCCUAGCAGCUCAGGUAUUCAAGUAUAAUUAUGCUAUAAGUUUUGAGAUUUAGUUUUCUUUUUUGCAAGUUAUCUUUAGAACAUUGUAAGUAUUAGGACAUUAUUGGUUUCCAGACAAAGUGUUUGGUCAGCUUUAUUCCAAAAAUACUAGUAAUAUAUUGAUAGUGCUUAUUCUUCUAUGCUUUAAGUUUUUAUUAAAUUAUUUAAACCAUAUAAUAUUAUAUUUGGGUAACUGGUAAAUGCUAUGCCAGGAACCAAUUUUUCCACUUUAUAGAGCCAUCUCUAACUUAUUAGAUUGUAUUUUUACAAAUUUGUAUUCUCAGAUCCAUACCACUAUUUGUAUAAAAUGAAAACAAUAUUAUAAAUGCUAGUUAAGUUCCCAGGCUAACCCACAGAGAUACAUUCAUGACCAAAUGUUGCUGACUUCUGAUAUUAAUUAUACUGACCUUAAAUUCUGGGACCUAAGGUCAAGACAGUUAUGGGGGUGAGGAUGGAGUAGGAGAACAAGAAGAUACUCUUUGCUAGCUACUAAUGGUUAAGAACAUCAAUAAGGUUUGGCCUUCCCAGAGUUAUAAUUUUAAAUUAGAAAAUUUUAAACUCUGAAGAAUCAUUGGUAGAAUUUCAGGCAAUGUAGUUUAGAUAAUUAAGGAUGAAAUAUUUUUACUCUGGUCUCAGUUCAGUUUUAUAAAUCCCUAAAUUCAAUUUUACUUAGUAAAUUGGUUUUAAUUACUUCUUCCUUCUUUCCACAUUUGAAUCCACAUAUUUUCUAAGUGCUAAUCUCAUACACAAUUGAGUAGGGAUAGUUGCUGAUAAGGGGGAAGGACAAUGGUCACAAUUUAUAAAUGUUGCUCUUUUGCAGUUUGGGACUAGGAUCUUUUUGUAAAUGUUCCUUUGUUUCAGGGAGUGGGUUACAUGUGUUGUUUUGUUUUUCCUGGGAAGAUCCUCUUCUGUAUAUUAUUUGGUAUGAUUUAAAUGUUUCCUUUUUCUUACAGGUUUUUGGUAAAUAUACCAGCUCUAGAACAAGUGAAUCAGAUUUUACACAUCUUAUUUAUAUUUUUACCCUUUCUGUGGGCACUAGGGACUCUGCCCCCACCUGACUCACUUUUCUUAUGGGCGAUGGAGCAGGUUUUAGAGUUUGGCCUUGGAGGCUCAUCUAUGUCAACACACCUCCGGUUGUUAAUAAUGUUCAUCAUUUCUGCUGGAACAGCUGUAACAUCGUAUUUCAUUCCCAGCACUGUUGGUGUGGUUCUUUUCAUGACUGGACUUGGGUUCUUACUGAGUCUUAACCUAAGUGACAUGUGUCUUGUCUUCAAACACAGUGUGACUAGACACAGAGUUGGAACCAAAUCUGAGGCUUUACCCAGUGGUUCAGAAAAACAGUUUACGUGGAAGGAGUGCCUUUUCUACAUCAUCAUAUUAGUCUUGGCUCUCAUAGAAACUAGUCUGCUGCAUCAUUUUGCUGGUUUCUCACAGAUUUCCAAAAACAGUCCUCAGGCUGUUGUUGGCUAUGUUUUGAUGAUAUUGCUUAUAAUACUGUGGAUACUUAGAGAAAUUCAAAGUGUCUGUAUCUUUGGAAUUUUCCGAAACCCUUUCUAUCCAAAGGAUGUGCAAACUGUGACUUUAUUCUUAGAAAAGCGAACAAGGCUUGUGAAGAUUGGUGUUGUCAGACGGAUUUUGCUAAAUCUAGUAUCACCCUUUGCUAUGAUAGCAUUUCUUUCAUUGGACAGUUCCUUACAAGGGCUCCACUCUGUGUCUGUCUCCAUUGGAUUCACGAGAGCUUUUAGAAUGGUAUGGCAGCAUACAGAAAAUGCUUUAUUGGAGACAGUCAUUGUAUCAGUAGUACACUUGUUGAUCUCCAGUACGGAUGUGUGGUGGAACAGAAGUGUGGAUACAGGAAUCAGACUCUUAAUAGUUGGCAUCAUGCGUGAUCGUCUGAUUCAGUUCAUCUCUAAGCUGCAAUUUGCUGUGACUGUACUUUUGGCAUCGUGGACUGAGAAAAAACGUCGGAAGUCAACCACCACUUUAUGUAUUCUCAACAUUGUCUUCUCUCCAUUUGUGUUGGUCUUCCUCAUUUUCUCUACACUACUCUCCUCUCCCUUACUCCCCCUCUUCACCCUUCCUUUGUUCUUGGUGGGCUUUCCCCGACCUGUUCAGAUAUGGCCAGGAGCAGUGGGCACCGCGGCCUGCGUGUGCACAGACACGGUGUACUACGACCAGAUGGUCCCAGGUCUGACCACUGCACUGCAGGCUGCAAUGGCAGCUGGAAGUUUAGGUCUCCUCUUACCUGGAUCUCAUUACUUGGGCCGUUUUCAGGAUCGUUUAAUAUGGAUAAUGAUUCUAGAAUGUGGUUAUACUUACUGCUGUAUUAACAUUAAGGGGUUAGAAUUGCAAGAGACAUCCUGUCAUACUGCUGAAGCUCAAAGAGUUGAUGAAGUUUUUCUAAGUGCCUUUGAACAAGAAUAUUCAAGAGUAUGUUCUAUUAAUGAACACUUUGGAAAUGUCUUGACACCCUAUACUGUUUUGCCAGUAAAACUCUAUUCUGAUGCCAGGAAUGUUCUAUCUGGCAUAAUCGAUUCUCAUGAUAAUUUAAAAGAAUUUAAAGGUGACCUUAUUAAAGUACUUGUGUGGCUACUUCUUCAGUACUGUUCAAGAAGGCCUCAUGUGCAGGAGGUUGUUCACAAAACUGAAAGUAAAGGGCAAGCAUCUCUAAUAAUCCUGCCUGCUUUGAAUACUUCACCACAAACCCAAUCUCCAGAAGACUCAGAUAGUUUAAAUUCAGAAAUUUUGGAUGACUGGUCUGAUGAUAAUGUUUUUGGUGAUGAGCCAACUAUCAGAAAAGGAAAAGAAGAAAAAGAUCAAUUAAAAGUUGUACCAGGUAUAAAUUUUCCUAUUCCAGGAUCAGUAGAGUCUCAGGAUGUUGGUGAGCAUUCUGAAGGCACAGUUCCUGAAAACAGUCUUUACAAGUCAGUUAUAUUGGGAUACCCUGUUGUUGACAAAGGAAAACAAAAAGAUGUGGCAUAUAUCCCCCUUGUGGAAUUCAGUUGUUCUCAUUCUCACUUGUUACGCUUACCUGAAGAGUGGACAUCUAGCUGUUUGCCUAAUUCCAAGAUGAGGGAGAUGAGCUCACUCUUUCCAGAAGAGUGGUACCAAUUUGUGUUAAGGCAGUUGGAAUGUUUUCAUUCAGAAGAAAAUGCCUCAAGUGUCCUAGAAGAAAUUGCAAAGGACAGAGUUUUAAAAGACUUUUAUGUUCAUGCAGUAAUGACUUGUUAUUUUAGUUUAUUUGGAGUAGACAGUAUGGUUCCCAGUCCUGGUCAUAUAUUGAGAGUUUACAGUGGCGUUUUGCCUUGGUCUCUUGCCUUGGAUUGGCUCACAGAAAAGCCAGAAUUGUUCCAACUAGCACUGAAAGCUUUCAGGUAUACUCUGAAACUAAUGAUUGAUAAAGCAAGUUUAGGUCCAAUAGAAGACUUUAAAGAGUUGACUAACUGCCUUGAAGAAUAUGAAACUGACUGGUAUAUUGGUUUGGUAUCUGAUGAAAAGUGGAAGGAAGCAAUUUUACAAGAAAAACCAUACUUGUUUUCUCUGGGAUAUGACCCUAAUAUGGGUGUUUACACUGGGAGAGUACUUACCCUUCAAGAAUUGUUGAUCCAAGUUGGGAAGUUAAAUGCUGAAGCUGUUAAAGGUCAGUGGGCCAAUCUGUCAUGGGAAUUGCUUUAUGCCACAAACGAUGAUGAGGAACGAUAUAGUAUACAAGCUCAUCCACUACUUUUAAGAAACCUUACAGUACAAGCAGCUGAUCCUCCCCUGGGAUAUCCAAUUUAUUCUUCAAAACCUCUUCACAUACAUUUGUAUUAGAGCCCAUUUUGACUUGUAAGUGUAUCGUCAAAAAUGAGAUGUCUUUAUUUUUUUCAUUCUAGAAAAGUAACAAUGUGAUCCCUCAUAACUUCACUGGACUUCUCUCUUUCCUCCUCCAAGUCAGAUACCUGAGAAAAGCUAAGCUCUGUAAAGUUGAUUCUCUCAGCUAUCUUAAUGUUUAAAAAAACUUUGUCUAACACAAAAGUUAGAAAUAAUUGGCCAAUAUUUGCGCCCUAAGGAUUGUGGUAGGCUUUAGCAAAUAUAAAACAUUUGUAUGAGAUUAAGUAAUGAAUUUAUUAAUGCUUUCUUAAAUAUGUGAUAGGUGGCUUGCUUUAUAGAAGUCAACAACUAUGUAAUUUUAACAUUCCUAGAAGAUAUACACACAUAUCAGUGUUUUUAUGUGACGAUAAUGGAUCCUGUUGAAGGUUGCAUAAUGUAUAUUUAUUUAUUUGAAAUAUUAAAUUUUAUAGUAUUUUCAAA